UGCCACCUGUCAGUGUCCAUGAGUGACAGCUAUCAGUGCUCAUCAAUGCCACCUGCCUGUGCCCAUCAGUGCCACAUCAAUGCCACAUAUCAGUGCCUACCAGUGCAUAUCAAUGCCACAUAUCAGUGCCCAUCUGAUCUGCCUUUCAGUGUGACCUAUCAGUGCCAGUCAGUGCCACCUAUCAAUGCCAUUCAAUGCUACCUAUCAGUGCUGCCAAUCAGUGCCGCCUAUCAGUGCUGCCUAUCAGUGUGCAUCAGUGCCACCUAUCAGUGCCUCCCAUCAGUGCCACCUAACAGUGCCAGUCGGUGCUGCCUAACAGUGCCAGUCAGUGCUGCCUAUCAG
Molecule: messenger RNA, 342 nt
Organism: Staurois parvus
Lineage: Eukaryota; Metazoa; Chordata; Amphibia; Anura; Ranidae
Source: the annotation of a GenBank genome assembly